AUGGAAGCUCAACUAGCUAAUUACGUCAGAGAUAUGGAUGCUAGAUUCUAUGGGCUACUAAAAAGUUCAAAGCAAGGGAAAACCGUCUUGGAAAAUACACAAAAUGCGCCCAAUGAACCAGACGCUAUAUGUCCUGGUUGUGAUGAAGAAUUCACAGAUCCACCAGACGAGGACUGGAUUCAAUGUGAAAAAUGUGAAAAAUGGUGGCAUGAAUCGUGCUCAAAUUAUCUGGGAGGUAAUUAUGUGUGCGACUUUUGCCCACAAUAG
Messenger RNA from Brassicogethes aeneus, 267 nucleotides. Lineage: Eukaryota; Metazoa; Arthropoda; Insecta; Coleoptera; Nitidulidae. The record is from the annotation of a GenBank genome assembly.